Candidozyma auris is the source of this 2751-nucleotide messenger RNA. RefSeq names its product Ase1p (gene ASE1). Gene Ontology annotation, molecular function: microtubule binding. Gene Ontology annotation, biological process: mitotic spindle midzone assembly; microtubule cytoskeleton organization. Bases 1 to 2751 code for a protein of 916 amino acids. Gene Ontology annotation, cellular component: mitotic spindle midzone; cytoplasm; spindle. The record is from RefSeq and is a predicted model, not a curated record. NCBI's taxonomy places the organism in Eukaryota, Fungi, Ascomycota, Pichiomycetes, Serinales, Metschnikowiaceae. The transcript has a single exon.
AUGACGGAAGACCUAGCUACUAUGCAUAGGUCUCUGGCUCUACCCUCGUCCCCAGAUCGUAUUGAUAUAAACUUGAGGACUCCGCCGUCGAGAAUUCACCACGAUAUAUUACAACAAGAAGCAAAAACACCCACAGACCCGGUCGACUACCUAGAUUCCAAAAAAAAAUUUGAGUCGAUUGUAGAACAUGUGAAUAGAACACUUCAGCAAUUAAGCGAGGUGUACACUGAGAUCGGGUACUCAAAUAGAGAGAUUAACCAACGACAAGCGGAGGUCUUCCUGACAAUCGACGAAACUAUCAAAUCCAUUAAUAGCAAUGCACUCAGAGAAAAGGAUAUGCUUCAGAAUGAAUGUGAAUGGCUCCGGCAGCAGAUCAGGUUCAUGCUUGCUACACUCGAUGACGGUAUGGGGGAAAGAACAUUGAGAUUGAGCAGUCGAGGUGUUGUGUUUGAGGAUGAUAUGAUGUAUGCUACAGGCUACCGCGAAGAUAUGAAAGAGAAGGUCAGUGGUUUCAAUCCUCUUCGUCAAGAACCAACGUUUGACAAGGUAGAUGACAUGAUGAAUGACGACUACUCCAUGCAGCAGCAGUACGAUUACAUGACGAUGAAUAUUCCCCAACUCACUCUACUACAAACAAAAUCGUCAUUAAACAGCAUAUUUUUAGAGGUUUUGAAGGCAUUUGUCAAGAUUUUUCGCAAAUUCGCCGACCUAAGCUACCAGUAUUGGGAAAACAUGGAGCUCAUAGGCACAGACCCCACAAAAAAUACUAGCUUUGCGAACCAACUACCGUCUAAGAAUGAGGCGGAGGAGUAUUUGAGGCUUACAGAAGAUUUUGAGGCCACCAUGAAACAACUUCAUCUUACUGAUCAGCUACUGAAAGCACCUUUCCCAAGACCGAAUGAUAUUGGAGACGACAACAAGGCAUAUGUCAUUUCGAGUCCCACAAAGAAUAAGGUGCGAGAUCUAGCAAGAAAUCGGGAUGACUUCGCGGAUACUUCCACUAUUUCCAGCUCUUCCCCUGACGAGAGUAUGAGUCACCUCAGAGAACUCAACGGCAAGCUAAUAACAGCGCUACGAAACCUUCGAGUCAUCAAGUUGAAUUCCCAAAUUCUUCUGAAGCUACAUAGCGAGGUUGAGCAAUCUAAGGCAGAUGUCACGACUAGGGCUGUUGAACUAAAAGACCUUGUGAAUCAGUGUCUUGAUAUUAUCGUCAUAUUACUGCUAGAGGAUGCUGAUCUAAUAAAAGUUCAAGAAAGAUUCAUUCUUACAAAAAGCGAUGAGUAUGCGAAGGAGGGACCAUUUGAUUCUGAGGCUUUGAGGCUCAUUGAGAGCGAUGUUCUUGCGUUCGGGCUAGAAUAUUCGAAGCUACUCUACCUCAAAAAGUUUGCAAGCACUUUGGUACAUCUUAAGGAGUCGAAACAAAAGAAAUGGAACUACUACAUGUCUGCAUGUCUGCGUCUAUGGGAUAAACUAUGUGAAUCACAACAGUUUAUAUCCCGCUUCAAAGAGGAGAAUUCAUCCCUCAGUGAUAAGUCUUUGCUCAAUCUCAAGAUGGAGCUCAACCGACUAUUUAUCAAGCGUUCAGAGUUCAUUGGUAGCUUCAUAAUUGAUGCGCAGAAGGAAAUUGCAGAGUAUCAAUCCUUACUUCUUUACUCAGAAGCUCAAAAACGAGCAUUUGAGUUUUGUGAUUACAAGGUGGAUGAUGAAACUGAUGACAAAGAGCAGAUUCUCAACCUUCAUGAGGCCGAGCUCAACAGACUUAAAGAAGAGUAUGAGUCGAAGCGUCUUAUUCUUGAGCUCUACAAGGAACUAAAUGAGUACCUCGAUGAUCAGAAAUUUUUAGAAGAGUCUUCAAAGGAUUCAUCACGCCUUCUUCAAAAGGACUCGUGUAAAAUUUUGAUGAAGGAGGAGAGAAUACGAAAGUCUAUAAACCGAAACUUGCCGAGAGUUCUCAAAACUCUCAAGGAUGAAGUUGUGAAGUUUAACAAAGAGAUGAUAUCACAAGACAAAAAGCCUUUUUUCGUUGGAGGACAAGACUUGUACGAAAAGCUCCUUUCUAUUGAGUCUCAUUGUUCCUCUCAAAAACGCCCGAAGAUCUCUCGGGGAGUUUCACCUAAAAAGUCGUCUGUUUCUCCGAAGAAGUCUGAGCCUACAAACAGAUUGCGCUCACCUAUCAAGGUCGUUAAAGAACCUUCUCAAAGAAGAAAAUCUCCACUCACUGGCUUGGGUCGUCAUCCGAGAUCUAUCAACUCAACGAACAAGCCUAGCAAUAGCUGGCCACAUCCUUCUACAAACUCGCCCGAGAUACAAACUAAAUCUCCUGAGCAUGCUUCUCAUAUAUCUUCAUUCUUAAGUCCACAAAAGAAUACUACAUUGUCAACAUUUCACAAUCACUCGCAAUUGCCACCAUUACACUCACCUUUGAAUCCUGAGGCAUCUUCGUUGAUGAAUUUCAGUCCGUCUGACAGUACCCUUUACUCCAUGUGCUCCCGAGUAUCGCCUUUGAAAGACAAGAAUACCAGUGCAAGGACUGAGUUUUCAUCAACGAAAACGGAAACACACAUCGAGGGCAAAGAAAAUGAUUAUUCGUCUAAUGAUGACUUAAAAAUGAAAUUGGACCGAAGAAUAAGCACACACAGCCUUGCAAACUCUACAAUUAUCAGUGGUGUCAAUGAGGAUUGGAAAGAGCAAAGACUCCGCGAUAUACGGAAUCGUAAUGACGAAUUACAUGGAACAAGCCACAUGCCAUGA